This is a messenger RNA of Nematolebias whitei (Rio pearlfish), 1445 nucleotides long. Its product is annotated as transmembrane protein 237A. NCBI's taxonomy places the organism in Eukaryota, Metazoa, Chordata, Actinopteri, Cyprinodontiformes, Rivulidae. Gene Ontology annotation, cellular component: ciliary transition zone. The transcript is spliced from 11 exons. Gene Ontology annotation, biological process: cilium assembly. The record is from RefSeq and is a predicted model, not a curated record. Bases 197 to 1321 code for a protein of 374 amino acids.
CAUCUUUUCUGCUUCACUUUAACUCCUUGUGUCUUGUUUAGCCUUUGAACUUUCUUUUUAAUAAAUUCAGGGCAGCUUCACAGUUGAACUCAUCCAGGAGACAAAACUUGUAAAAGGAACCGGUGCUUUUCAUUCACGCUGAGACAACUGCAGGGUCUCACCUGCACGCCUGCAGACUGCGCAGAGGAACGUCAGCAUGCCGACCGUUAAGAGCAAGAAGAAGAAGGUAAAGAACGAGGUCAUUGAUGCAGAGGAGCAGGGAGAAGCAGGAACCGAGGUGGAGAUGGAGACUAGGACCAACAGGAGUAACUCUGACAGCAAGGAACCUCUGAGCCCAGACCUGCAGGAUGCAGCACCACAGAAGAAGAAGAAAAAGAAGAAGACGUCAACCAUUGACCAAGAAACGGAGCAUUCUGACGUUCCAAAUGGGAACUCUGCUGAGCCCAUCAUGGACAGAGAGGAACCCACGGUGGCCGUCACCAGGAAGACCAAAAAGAAGAGGAAGCUGAAGUUGUCCGAGCAUCACAGCAGCGACCUGGGAGCUGAAGAUGAUGACAUCGUCUCCCAAACUCAGUCUCCCAUCCCACAACAUUCCCUGUUCUCUGCCCCUCACGCACACAGCCAGCCACCCGCAAAAGUGUUUGUGGAGAGGACCCGGCGUUUCCAUGCAGAGCGAGUUGAGCAGCUCCGACAGUCAGAGCUGACAGACGACUACAUGGACCCCAGACAGAGCUGGACCACCAGAGACGUGGCUUUGAAGGUCCAUCAAGGCUUCAGAGUGAUUGGUCUUUUUUCUCAUGGAUUCCUUUCCGGCUACGCAGUGUGGAAUAUUACUGUUGUGUAUGUGUUGGCGGGUGAAGAGAUGACGACGCUGCCCAACCUGCUGCAGCAGUACCAUCCCCUGGCCUACCCAGCUCAGUCUCUGCUCUACCUGCUGCUGGCCAUCAGCACUGUGUCUGCAUUCGACAGAGUGAACCUGGCUAAGACCUCUAUGGCCCUCAGAGGCUUCCUGACUCUGGACCCUGUAGCUGUGGCUUCGUUCUUGUAUUUUACAGCCCUGAUCCUGUCCCUCAGUCAACAGAUGACCAGUGAUCGCAUCAACCUCUAUCCCAGUGCCAACCACACUCUCUGGCCUCCGGGUUCAGAACACCAGGUCCUGCGUCCGUGGAUUGUGGUGAAUCUGGUGGUGGCGCUGUUGGUUGGUGUGGCGUGGGCCGUUGUUUCCACGAGGCCAGACAUCGACUACACAGAAGAGUUUUUAAUGACAAUGGAGGUGGAGGGAUACCCGAGAGGAGAGGAUAACCUGGACAUUCCUGCCUAAAACCACAUUCUCCAGUCACUUCCUGACUUCAAACCAGACCUCAUGUUCAUUUAUGUGCAAGUAUUAAUACAUGUGUAUUUAUUUUGAUGUGUGUGGUUUUAUAUAUAAAUAAAGAACUAUGUAC